AUGGAUAAGGUGGAUGAUUUCGUCAACGCCGAAGAUACAUUACAAGCUCUUGUAGAACCAAGGAAAUGGGAGCCGAGGGUGGAACGCAAAAGCAGUUCGGGAGACAAGAAAGCUGCACUGAACCACCAAGACAGGAGGCACGAAAGGCGACAAGAGUAUAAUACCCUACUCAUCCACAAUAAUUUGAAUGUGCAAGAAAAGGAAGAGUCAGAAAGAGAAUAUCGCCAACCCAAAACCUGCAGGCGCUAUAGCAAAUAUCAUCAAACGAGCUCACACUGGACAGAGGACUGCACGACCAUGAAGAAGAGAGUCACCGAACUGGCGAGCACUGGAGAGCUUGAGCAAAUGGUCACAGAGCGAGCAAAGCCCAAACGGCGAUUUGAGAGAGGACACGACUCCCGUAGAAGUAGUAACUCGGAUAGGUGGCGUCCAUCGAGGGAAGACGCCCGUAAUAAUAAUAGGGACAGGGUGCCUCAGAAUAACGAUAGGGACAGGGUCUCUCUAGGCAAAAUCAGGACAAUAGCAAGUGGAUUCGCUGGGGGUGACACAUCCUCGUCUAGCAGGAGGGCACACGCCCGAAGGGCAAGAUACGAAGAAACUUAUGUAGCAUGCAGGUUGCCCAAGCACCGAAAACUUGACAUCUCAGUAACUAUCUCUUUUGGGGAAGAAGAUUGUGAAUGA
This is a messenger RNA of Juglans microcarpa x Juglans regia, 681 nucleotides long. RefSeq lists its product as uncharacterized. Lineage: Eukaryota; Viridiplantae; Streptophyta; Magnoliopsida; Fagales; Juglandaceae. The record is from RefSeq and is a predicted model, not a curated record. The transcript has a single exon. Bases 1 to 681 code for a protein of 226 amino acids.